ACAGCACCCCCUAGGCAUGGCACCAUCACAUUGAUACUGUGAGGACACACCCCUUAAUGGCUGCAUCCCAAACCAAGGCCAAAAAUAACAGGGUGAUCGCAGCUUAGAAAUAUUUGCCCACCGAAAAAAAAAAAGGCCCAGAAAAGAGAAAACUUUCACCUCUUCCACCACUUCCACCUCCAUCUUCUCCUUCGCCUUCCCCCAUACGAGAAGAGAGGAAAAAAGAAAUCCUUGAAUUUCAUAUGAUAAAAUAAUCCCAGCCCAGAUCAGAAAAUGUGAUCAUCAUCAGCCUCAGCAGCAGCAUCAAAGAAGCAAGCUUUAUUCAUUACAACACUCAUUAUCCUAUGGUACUCGAGUAACAUAGGAGUCAUUCUCCUUAACAAAUUCUUGCUCUCAAAUUAUCAUUUUGCCUUCCCAGUCUUCCUGACAAUGUGCCACAUGGCAGCCUGUGCACUCCUCAGUUAUGUCUCCAUUGUUUUCUUGAAAAUUGUCCCAUUUCAGAGGAUCAAAUCAAUGUCCCAAUUCCUCAGAAUCGCAACUCUCAGCAUUGUGUUUUGUGCCUCUGUUGUGGGUGGCAACAUUUCUCUCAAGUAUUUACCAGUGUCGUUCAAUCAAGCUGUGGGUGCCACGACACCGUUUUUCACAGCUUUGUUUGCUUAUCUCAUGACCCUCAAAAGGGAAGCUUGGAUUACCUAUCUCUGUCUUGUUCCUGUCGUCGGUGGGGUAGUCAUUGCCAGUGGGGGAGAGCCAAUGUUCCAUUUAUUUGGAUUUAUUAUGUGCAUUGGUGCAACUGCUGCUAGAGCAUUUAAGUCUGUUCUUCAAGGCGUACUUCUUUCUUCAGAAGGGGAGAAAUUAAACUCCAUGAAUUUGCUCCUUUAUAUGUCCCCAAUUGCUCUUGUAGUUUUAUUGCCUGCAGCAAUCAUAAUGGAGCCAAAUGUCUUGGAAGUUACAGUAUCGCUUGGGAUAGAGCAUAGAUACAUGACAAUACUUCUUUUACUCAAUUCCACAAUGGCCUAUGGAGCCAACCUAUGCAAUUUCUUGGUGACUAAGCAUACAAGUGCACUAACGCUCCAGGUAUUAGGCAAUGCGAAAGGCGCUGUUGCUGUGGUUAUCUCAAUUCUUAUUUUCCGCAAUCCUGUAACCUUCACUGGCCUUGCUGGCUAUACGAUGACUGUUAUGGGGGUUGUUGCUUAUGGAGAAGCAAAGCGGAGAUACAAAUGAUGUGCACCGGAGAUAUCUUGUCAAAUGCGGCUU
This is a messenger RNA of Coffea arabica (coffee), 1254 nucleotides long. Its product is annotated as UDP-URONIC ACID TRANSPORTER 1-like. Lineage: Eukaryota; Viridiplantae; Streptophyta; Magnoliopsida; Gentianales; Rubiaceae. The record is from RefSeq and is a predicted model, not a curated record.